Lathyrus oleraceus (garden pea) is the source of this 961-nucleotide messenger RNA. RefSeq lists its product as uncharacterized. The coding region runs from base 165 to 740 and encodes 191 amino acids. The transcript has 3 exons. The record is from RefSeq and is a predicted model, not a curated record. Lineage: Eukaryota; Viridiplantae; Streptophyta; Magnoliopsida; Fabales; Fabaceae.
AUACUUUUUCACACUAGAAAUUGAAAAAAAGUUGUCACUUUUGUUUUUGUUCACUUUUUUCCGAUUCAGCUUCUCACUGUUUUUCUCUACUCUUUAUACUCAGGUAGUAGCUUCACAAAACCCAUUUCACAUUUUAAAGUUCACACAAGUUCUUAGCGGUAAAAAUGGCGGAGGGAAGAGGUUCCACUCUUGUGCACCUUUUAGUAGUUGUUUUCUGCUUAGUCGCAUUUGGGUUCGCCAUUGCCGCUGAGAGAAGAAGAAGCGUUGGAACCAUCAACAUAACGGCAGGAACAAAUGAAACAUACUGUGUUUACAAUUCAGAUGUUGCAACUGGUUAUGGUGUGGGUGCUUUCCUGUUUCUUCUUUCAGGUGAAUCACUACUUAUGGGCGUGACAAAGUGCAUGUGCUUUGGGAGGCCUUUAACACCGGGUGGAAAUCGAGCCUGGUCCAUCAUAUAUUUUCUUUCAUCUUGGGCCACUUUUCUUGUUGCAGAAUCAUGCUUAAUAGCCGGUGCAACAAAGAAUGCGUAUCACACCAAAUACCGAGGAAUAAUUUAUGCACAGAACUUCUCUUGUGAAAGUUUGAGGAAAGGAAUAUUCAUUGCCGGAGCAGUUUUCAUUGUGGCAACCAUGAUUCUUAAUGUAUACUACUACAUGUACUUCACCAAGGCAUCCACAACUCUGCUUUCUCAGAAGGCCAAUCGGGUUAGUUCCUCAGUUGGAAUGACCGGAUAUGCGUGAUGGCGCAUUGAUGAAUCAUAGAAGUGUAACAAAUUUUGAGUCUUCAUUUCAAUGGACUGUCUCUAUGAUUUUCUUUACUUGGUAAAACAGUGGUUUUGACUUUGUUUUGCUUAGUUAACCGGUGUUUAUAAUGUCUGGUGAAUGUUGCUGCUCAGAGACAAGUUAUUAUACCAUUAUUAUUGAAGUUUAGGCAAAGUCUAUAUUAAGCUAAAUUUGUGGAA